UGGAUAUAGUAUGAAUGAGUCGUGUCGUUCUUCUUACAUCUUAUUCCUGUUCAGUUAUAGUUCUUACUUCAUGAACUCAUGCCUCGGCUCUCUCAUACUCUCCUGCGCAGAGCUUAUAAUAUCUCGCCUUUAUUACCAUUAGUCCUCCGAGAAACACGCAGCCUUUCAUCUGCAAUUAACGAAUUACGAUGGCUACGUGAAUAUGUUGAUAGAACGAUGAGCCAUCGUAUGCCCGAUCAAAAAUGGUGGACUUUACUAAAACUCUGCCAAAGACGUGCCGCAGGGGAACCACUGCAAUAUAUACUUGGCACUCAGCCUUUUGGGGAAUUGGAAAUUAAAUGUCAGCCUGGAGUACUUAUACCUAGGCCAGAAACAGAGGCAUACACAACACAUCUAGCAGAACUUCUCAUCAAAGCAAAGCGUCCAUCCCACAUAACAUUAGAAAAUCAGCAGAAUCCACUGAAGAUCAUUGAUUUUUGUUCCGGGACUGGUUGCAUUUCUCUUCUUUUAUACUCGCUUUUGAAUAAAGUAUAUCCUGGACUCGAGAUCAUCGGUCUAGACAUCUCUAAAAAAGCGCUUGAUUUAUCAAUUCAAAACGUCCGUUUUAAUGCUCUGAACAGAUCUGCACAGCAAAGUGUUCGUUUUGAAUUUGCUGAUAUUCUCGAAGGCGAGGAAAGAAUCCUAGAUAUAUCUCAAGGCGUCUGCGAUGUAAUUGUGUCUAAUCCCCCAUAUAUAUCAGAGGAUGGAUUUAACAAAGAAACGACACGAUCAGUUAGAAAUUGGGAACCAAAACUUGCACUGGUUCCUGAUGCAUCGAGGCGAGAAAUCAUACACUUCAAUAGUGAUUCUGGAAAUAGUUCUUUCUUCGAAGUGGAGGAUAUCUUUUAUCAUCGAUUGUUGCGAUUUCAUUCCCUUUUGAAGUCAAAAAUUCUUGUAAUGGAAAUAGGCGACGAGGCACAGGCAAGGAGAGUGGCCCAAAUGGCAAUUGGUCUAUCAGAUAGAAUUGAAAUAUGGAGGGACUGGCCAGAUAAACACGAUUCUGGAAACGAAAGUGCAGAAUGUAUGCUCCUUGACAAUCACAAAAUAGUAGUCAAAGGCAACGGGAUGCUUAGAGCUGUCGUCUUGCUCUCCAAUCAACAUUUUGAAUUAUAAAUAUCCAGGGUUACCGAUAAUAUCAUGAUCAUCAUGCGUGGAAGACAGUGCUUGGCGGGUCACAAGAUAGUAUUGGCGGUCCAAAGCCGAGACAUUCCAGAAGCAAUCUAGAAGUUCUAUGGAAUAAUCUUCUAUUGAGCGCCCCUUUUGCAUUAGCCGAAUUCCCCAAUUCAACCUUUUCAAAGCUUCCAGAGUACCAGAAAAAGCAUUCUAAGACAGCAACUACACACAUAUUCCAGCUG
Molecule: messenger RNA, 1394 nt
Organism: Botrytis byssoidea
Lineage: Eukaryota; Fungi; Ascomycota; Leotiomycetes; Helotiales; Sclerotiniaceae
Exons: 2
Coding region: 79-1152 (357 amino acids)
Biological process (GO): protein methylation
Cellular component (GO): mitochondrion
Molecular function (GO): protein methyltransferase activity; nucleic acid binding
Source: RefSeq, a predicted model, not a curated record